AUGCUGGAUGAGCUGGGUAUAUCUCCACCCCAAGGUUUUGCCAAGCGGCUGAAGGAGCUCAAAGGGCUCAUCGAGGUAAGCCUGAAGGACCUCCUGCCCAGCACCCCCCCUGAUGAAGUGCUGGCCAAGGCGUCUGAGGUUGCCGUCCGGAUGAUGGUGGAUGAUUCUGCCCAAAGUGGUGCCCUGUCGGGGAUGCCCUUCGUUGAGAUUCCUGUGGAAGGGGGUGACCAGCCAGAGGGUAAUCGUGCCCAGAGGGACUGGCAAGACGUGGCGGAAACCAUAUGUGGAGACAGGGAUGCAACAGCAAAUACAAUUCAAAAGGUCACCUUGUUGGCCAUGGACGUGCUCAACAAAGCAGGUGCAAACAUGUUAACAAGCGAUGGCAUUGGGGGACAACUCCCAAAUGUGAAUGAGGCCGAGGAUUUUGUUUGGCAAUUUGCUCCCCAAGGGAAACAAAGUGAUACAGCACCCCAAUUCAAGAACUGGCAAAAGAUGGCUGAGGAGCACCUGACCCUGUUCCUGGCCUUAAAAGACCCUGAAGAUAGGAAGGCAUUCCUGGAGGAAAGGAAGCGAAAGCGACAGGAUGCAGACAGAUCCAUAAUGGAUCACAAUUUGGCUGUGGAGUCCCGCAACAGGGACAUUGCCAGAAAAUACAUGAAGCCAUCCAGGGGCGUGGGCCAAAAGGACACCAACAAGAAGAAGGCCUUGGAUGCAUUGAAGCCGUCCCGUGCUGCCCGAUCGUCUGCUCUGACCGGGGCCUCCUUUGGCCCACAGGCGCCGCCCCAACAACUGCAGCCCCAUCCCGCAGUCGCCCGUGCGCCGACCUCUCACAGGGCGUCCGUGGAUCGGGCACAGUCAGGGGCCUGUGGUAAUGGGCAUGGUCAGGCCUGCCGCCCCGGGACCUCAGCCUCUGCCUCACAGCGAACGACAGCCAGUCGGGGGCGCGGGACAGGGCGGGGCCGGCCAAGAAGUCUGUUUCCUGGAUGUCAGGCUGUCAGUGCAAUGGACACGGAUUCGGAUGGUUGUGGGGGCGACGAGGCCUUCAUGGACGGCAUGCACCUUGCCAGUGUCUCCAAUUGGGAUCCAGACAUUCCCAAUUUCAGCGCUUCAAGGCUGGCCGCCCAGGGCGAGUCCGACGUCACCGUCAGCGACCCUAACCGGUCCCUUGGGGCCCGUCCCCGCCUGCGCUGCCCCGACGAGGGCACCAGCCGGGCCCACGCCGCCGCCAGCGCCAGCGACCGCACCUCCCUGCCGCCCAAGAAGCAGGCCAAGUUCCGCGACGGCUCAACGCCGGGCCCCAGCAACAGCGGACCCCCCGGCCCAUGCAACAGCGGCCCCCCGGAUUCGCAACACGGCUACGUGGUCGUCACCGACAUCGACGAGCUGAGGGCACGCUGCGGGCAGCCCUCCGGUCAAAGGGAUGACUCAUCGGGACGCGCCGAACGGCCCGGGGUGCGGAAUGCGGACACGGCGACUAGCCCUCAGUCACGGCUGGGCCCGGGGGCCCGCGGUGAUCGGCGCGAUGAUGAGGUGCCGUCGAGGACGUGUUCCUUGGGCGGGGCGCAGAGCGGGCCAUCGCGGGGCGGGGGUGGCGGGGGGGAGGGAGCCAGGCGGGUGAGGGUGCGGCCGGGCAGCGGGAGGGCGCAUCCCGGCAGGGGGAGGCAGGCAUGGGAGGCGGGGGACCGGGAGGCGGCGCCGGCGGUGAAGAGCGAGCCGAUGGAGGGAAUGGCGGGUGUUCGAGUGAAGGGGGAGGGGCCGUGA
Molecule: messenger RNA, 1761 nt
Organism: Ostreobium quekettii
Lineage: Eukaryota; Viridiplantae; Chlorophyta; Ulvophyceae; Bryopsidales; Ostreobiaceae
Source: the annotation of a GenBank genome assembly